Messenger RNA from Pelobates fuscus (common spadefoot toad), 3746 nucleotides. RefSeq names its product bifunctional heparan sulfate N-deacetylase/N-sulfotransferase 3-like. Lineage: Eukaryota; Metazoa; Chordata; Amphibia; Anura; Pelobatidae. Gene Ontology annotation, molecular function: deacetylase activity; heparan sulfate N-sulfotransferase activity. Gene Ontology annotation, cellular component: Golgi apparatus. The transcript is spliced from 14 exons. The coding region runs from base 713 to 3337 and encodes 874 amino acids. The record is from RefSeq and is a predicted model, not a curated record.
CAGAGCUGCAGUGUUGGAUACAGCAUCCCCCUUCCCCUGCUCAUACGGACUCUGACAGAAGGAGAAGAGGGAGAGAGGCAGAGAACGAAAGGGAUGCAGGAGAUACAAUUGAAUACAAGAGCUCGAAUAGACUGAAAACAGCAGCAGCAGAGCAAUUGUCUUCAGAUACUGCUCAGAGCUCAGUAGCAGUGAGGUGCUGAAUUCCUUGCUUGGAGCUGUUUAAUGCUUUUCAUUCACUUUCCAAGGAUUGUUGUAAAUCACCGCUUUUUUUUUUUUCAUUACCAUGAAUUAUUUAUUUUCCCUACACCGUGCUACACAUUGUUACUGUGCCCAUUAAAGUGAAAGGAUUUGCAGUGAUUGAGGGCUAGGCAUGGUUCAGGCAGCUUUCUGUCUGGCCCUCCCCAAUUUUACCUUCCAGGAGCUGACCCUGGUCCUGACUGGAGAUCUAUAUUAGCAGCAGAUUGGAUAGUCCCAACAGGGACGACUUGAGAACGACCCAAAGUACUUAACACAUCUCAGCAGCAGCAGAUCAUCAGCGGGGAAGUGGAAGUUUGACAUGUUGACCCAGAGAAUUUUCAGAUUUCACAUUCCCUAAAGUCUACUGAAGAUAAACAGAUGUGCUGCAAUGGUUACAUAAAUAAAUCAUCUGGAUUUAAAGGAUUUGUCAGUUUCUAUUUGUCAUUUGAUAGUUGUUAGCAACAGUUUGUCCAACAUGAAUUACAUCAUUAAUUUUCGCAGACAUUUUCAGAGGACAAUCCUUCUGCUUGCCACUUUUUGCAUGGUAAGCAUCGUCAUUUCAGCCUAUUAUUUGUACACUGGUUAUAAACAAGACAAUGAACUGUCUGAAGUUUCGAUGGAAAUAGAUUGUACACACGUAGAAUCCCUGCCAUAUAAACUUCUAGGAGAGAAAAUUGGAAAACCAACUGUUUCCUUAAGGACAGAGGCCAUUAUCCUGGUCUUUAUUGAGAGUCAAUACUCUCAACUUGGCCAAGACAUCAUAAGCAUUCUAGAAUCUAGCCAGUUUAAAUUUCAUGCAGAAAUUGCUCCAGGAAAAGGUGACCUUCCACCACUAACUGAAAAACACAUUGGAAAGUAUGCUCUUAUUAUCUAUGAAAACUUUUGGAAAUACACAAACAUGGACACAUGGAAUAAAGACAUUUUAGAUAAAUACUGUCAUCAGUACGGAGUUGGAAUAAUUGGAUUUCUUAAAGGAAGUGAAAAUAAUGUACAAAACUUCAAUCCAAAGGGGUUUCCAUUUAUCAUCCACAGCAACAUGGCUGUAAAAAACUGUUGUGUUAACCCCUACACAUCAUUGCUUCAUAUAACGAAACCAUCAACAAAACCAGGCAAAGGGACCUUAUUGGGAAAUGAAUGGACAGUGUUUGAGUUCAAUCAUUCUUUUUACCAACCUGUGGUUUUCACAAAAGUUAAAAUGCCUGUAAAUACCCAACCUCAGUUAUCUAAAAUAUCUUUAUUUGCCACUGUUAUGUAUGAUCUGGGACUUCAGGAUGGGAUCCAGAGAGUAUUCUUUGGCAAUAAUUUGAAUUUUUGGCUUCACAAGCUUAUUUUUAUAGAUGCUAUUUCUUUCCUAUCAAUGAAGAGCUUAAUGCUUUCCUUGGAAAGAUUCAUUCUUGUGGACAUAGAUGAUAUAUUUGUAGGGAAGGAGGGAACCAGAAUGAAUGUCAAUGAUGUCAAGGCUCUCCUUGACACACAAAAGAUGCUAAGGUCGAAAGUUGCUAACUUUACGUUUAAUCUGGGAUUUUCAGGAAAGUUCUAUCACACAGGUACUGAGAAAGAAGAUAAAGGCGAUGACCUUCUUUUGGGAUCCGUAGAUGAGUUUUGGUGGUUUCCUCACAUGUGGAGUCAUAUGCAGCCUCACCUCUUCCAUAAUGAGUCUUCACUGGUGGAACAAAUGAUACUCAACAAAAAAUUUGCUCUGGAGCACGGAAUCCCCACUGAUAUGGGUUAUGCAGUGGCUCCACAUCACUCAGGUGUCUAUCCUGUGCAUAUACCGCUUUAUGAAGCCUGGAAAAAGAUCUGGGGCAUUAAAGUCACAAGCACAGAAGAAUAUCCUCAUCUGAAACCAGCACGAUACAGACAAGGAUUCAUACACAAAAAUAUUAUGGUGCUUCCUCGGCAGACGUGUGGUCUUUUCACUCACACUAUUUUCUAUAAAGAAUAUCCUGGUGGUCCUACGGAGCUUGAUCGAAGUAUUCAAGGAGGGGAACUUUUCUUUACACUCAUACUCAACCCAAUCAGCAUCUUCAUGACCCACUUAUCUAACUAUGGCAAUGACAGGCUUGGUUUAUAUACAUUUGUUAAUCUGGCCAAAUUUGUGCAGACUUGGACUAAUUUAAAACUGCAAACUCUUCCUCCCAUGCAAUUGGCGCUCAAAUACUUUCAGCUCUUUCCAGAACAGAGGGACCCUAUCUGGCAGAACCCGUGUGAUGACAAACGUCACAGAGAUAUUUGGUCUAAAGAAAAAGCAUGUGAUCGUCUACCAAAAUUCAUAGUUGUUGGACCUCAGAAAACCGGUACCACGGCAUUGUAUUUAUUCCUUGUUAUGCACCCCUCUAUUAUUAGCAAUUCACCCAAUCCAAAAACAUUUGAAGAGAUGCAGUUCUUCAAUGGGAAUAACUACCAGAAAGGGGUGGAUUGGUACAUGGAUUUUUUCCCUGUUCCUUCCAAUGUAACUACAGAUUUCUUGUUCGAAAAAAGCGCCAACUAUUUCCAUUCGGAGGAUGCACCAAAGAGGGCAGCAGCUCUAGUUCCCAAGGCAAAAAUCAUCACUAUUCUCAUUGAUCCCUCAGAUAGGGCGUAUUCCUGGUACCAGCAUCAAAGAGCCCACCAGGAUACUGUGGCUCUAAAAUUCAGCUUCUAUGAAGUGAUAACAGCAGGAAAGGAUGCUCCUUCAGAUCUACGGUCCCUUCAGAAGAAAUGCCUGGUACCUGGAUGGUACGCUUUACAUAUCGAGCGAUGGCUUCAACAUUUCCCAUCCUCACAGGUCCUUAUUGUUGAUGGACAACAGCUACGAACGGACCCAGCCAAUGUUAUGGAAGAAGUUCAGAAGUUUCUGGGAGUGUCACCUCACUACAACUACUCAGAAGCACUAACGUUUGAUUCACAUAAAGGAUUCUGGUGUCAACUCCUGGAAGAAGGAAAAACAAAAUGUCUGGGUAAAAGUAAAGGAAGAAAAUACCCUCCAAUGACUUCAGAGUGCAGAGCAUUUCUAUCGAGUUACUACAGAGAUCACAAUGUGGAAUUAUCAAAACUUUUGCACAGACUUGGCCAACCGCUUCCUUCGUGGUUAAGACAAGAACUUCAGAACAUCAGAUAGCACUGAUAAAAAAAUAAAUAAAAUUAGAAGAAAAAAAAACACCUUUAGUAUCACUUAUGAGCUACACUCAACUAGUAAAGACUUGAGGUCCCUCAGUAAAGGAUAUAAAAUAUACCUCUUUGACACUGCAUCACAAGAAAAUAUGGGUUUUGUGUGGUUUUACAAUAUAAAGACAACCUGGAGUAUGUGAAUUAAAUAAAUAUAUCUUCAUUUUCAUGUGACCCCCCCACGCUUUUUGACAGUCAUCAUCAAGGACUUGUUUUCCAUGUGCUGGCAUGUGGAUUCAGACAAUGCCAGAACGUGGCCUUUGACUUUGAACAGUUUGGGAGUCUCUGUUGGACAGUGAUGGGUUGCUAUGUAAAUACAAAUAUUUGAAACUGAUAAUAUCAAACCCUACGAAAAGGAAAUA